AGCCAAGAGCGCGCAACAUAGGCCGCAUAAUUUUCUAGUGCAAUUUCUAUUCUAUUUAGGUAAUUUUAGUUUUUAGCGCAACGUGAUUUCCUGACAGCUUUAAAACCCACUCACACGUAGAAGAAACUUAUUCCCAAAAAGUGUGAGACAUCCACCUAAACAGCAGGCCAAGCUUUUCCUGACGCCACAAAAACGGAAUCACACCAAUUAUCGAUUUUGUGCACAUGAAAAGCGUUUGCCAAGUGUCUGCAAUUCCCUGAGAAUAUUUGGCCAAAUUCCCUCAUAAGUCAAGUGCACAAGUCGGCUAAGAAAUAAUGGCAGCCAAGCGGAAUGCGGUGACCACGGAAGCUCCGGAAUCGUCGGCGCCCGGCGAAGGAACCGCCCUCGCCCUCGACUCCCGCCUGUCCAAACGCGUGGAGAGCGUCAUCCCCAAGAAGCGACACGAGGCGCUCAAGUGGUUCGGAUGGGGCUAUAACGAUUCCCAGUUCUACGGCCAGGAUGGGAUCAUCUGUUUUCGCGGUGAAAAAUAUCCCCUCGGUGGCUGCGAGCUGCCCAGCUUCACGAAGUGGGUGGAGCAGAAGUUCGACCUGAGAGUGGAUACUAGCAAGCCGUAUCCCCAGCUGCCACGAUCGUACCCGCGACCCGUGGAGAACGCACCCUUCCUGCACGAGCUGAAGGGCACCACCCAGGUGGAUUACUCCGUGGAGGGCAUCGACCGGCUGGUGCGGUGCCAUGGACAGACCCUCAACGAUAUAUACAGCCUGUGGCACCACAAGUUCCGGCGGAUUCCCGACUUGGUGGUGUGGCCGCGCUGCCACGAUGAAGUGGUCCAGUUGGUGCGGCUGGCCCACAAGCACAAUGUGAUGCUGGUGCCUUUUGGUGGCGGAACGAGUGUAUCGGGAGCCAUCACCUGUCCGCAGAAUGAGAGUCGCAUGAUCUGCGCCCUGGACACCUCCCAGAUGAAUCGACUAUUGUGGCUCAACCGGGAGAAUCUGACCGUAUGCUUUGAAUCCGGCAUUGUGGGUCAGGAUCUGGAGCGGGUGUUGCGUGGUGAAGGUCUGACAGUUGGCCACGAACCCGAUUCCUAUGAGUUCAGCACCCUGGGAGGCUGGGUGGCCACCCGUGCGUCCGGCAUGAAGAAGAACGUCUAUGGGAACAUAGAGGAUCUGGUGGUGCGAGUGAGGAUGGUCACUCCGUCGGGAACGCUGGAACGGGAGUGCAGUGCGCCGCGCGUGAGUUGUGGACCUGAUUUCCAACAUGUCAUCCUGGGAUCCGAGGGCACUCUGGGAGUGAUCACCGAAGUGGUGCUCAAGGUGCGUCCCCUGCCAUCGGUGAGGCGUUACGGAUCCCUGGCCUUUCCCAACUUCGAGCAGGGAGUGCUCUUCAUGCGCGAAGUGGCGCGGAGGAGAUGCCAACCCGCCUCCGUCCGGCUGAUGGACAACGAGCAGUUCAUGUUCGGCCAGGCCCUGAAGCCGGAAAAGUCCUGGUGGGCCAGUGUGGUGGAUGCGAUGAAGCAGCGCUACGUUACCUCCUGGAAGGGCAUCGAUCUCAACCAGAUCUGCGCUGCCACCUUACUCUUCGAGGGCGAUUUGAAGGAUGUCCAGCGACAGGAGGCGCUCAUCUAUGAGAUCGCCGCAAAGUUCCAGGGAUUUCCGGCAGGUGGACAAAAUGGGGAGCGGGGCUACAUACUCACCUUCGUGAUUGCCUACAUUAGGGACUUUGGACUUCAUCAGGGAAUUGUGGCGGAGUCCUUCGAGACAUCAGUGCCUUGGGAUCGCUGCAGUCUGCUCUGUCGUUCUGUCAAGCAGCGAGUUGUUUCGGAGUGCAGCAAACGUAGUAUUAACUACUACACCAUUUCGUGUAGAGUAACGCAAACCUACGACGCCGGCGCCUGCAUCUACUUCUACUUUGGAUUCCGCAGCACGGACGUGGCCGAUCCCGUCGAGCUCUUCGAGGCCAUCGAGCACAGUGCCCGCGAUGAGAUACUGUCCUGCGGCGGAUCACUGUCGCAUCACCAUGGAGUGGGAAAGAUACGAAGCCAUUGGUACCGCAACGCCGUCACCGAAACGGGCAGUUCACUGUACUCGGCGGCCAAGCGGCAUCUCGAUCCGAAGAAUAUCUUUGCUCUGGGCAACCUCCUGCCCCUGGAGGAGGCUCAUCCACCACCACCCACAUCAUCCAUACCACCAAAGGCCAAAUUGUAGAGGGUAGCCCACUCCAUAGUGCGCUUAGUUCGUUUCCUAGUCUUAGUCACAUUACUGAUUUCCUAGUCGCUCUUGGGGGUUCGGGUCUCCAGUUCUUUUGCAGCGGGCUCAUGUUUUCUAUGGGUUUUGAUA
Molecule: messenger RNA, 2336 nt
Organism: Drosophila teissieri
Lineage: Eukaryota; Metazoa; Arthropoda; Insecta; Diptera; Drosophilidae
Gene: Agps
Product: alkyldihydroxyacetonephosphate synthase
Exons: 5
Coding region: 315-2204 (629 amino acids)
Biological process (GO): lipid biosynthetic process
Molecular function (GO): FAD binding; alkylglycerone-phosphate synthase activity
Source: RefSeq, a predicted model, not a curated record